AUGAACCCAAACAACGCUCUUUGGGGUCAGCUCGUGCGCAAAACAACCACCGUUUCUCGCGGUGACUCAUUGGCCACCCCACCGACUGCUCCUCUCGACAAAACUGGGACAUCGAUGCGAAUUCUGCUUCAUGACACCCAGUCGAACUUCGAGCGGUUCUCAGUCAAAGUCGACUCCUUAUCGUCCGGAAUCGAUGACGCACGUCGAGAGAUAGUAGUCGUUAAAGAGCUCUUCAGCGGUGCGCAAGAGACCCUCAUGAAUGAUGUCGUCGAUGUUGUCAACCGAUGUCAAACUCAUCUUCAAACCGCCAUUGGAGGACCAGCGCAAGCUUCUGCUCUCCACGAGCUCCACAAACAAGUCGACGUCCGUUUAGAAUGCCUCUCCAAACGCAUUGACGACAUGCAAAUCUUCAACCAGACACAGUCUCUAACGCUGCAGAAUAUGCUCAAACUCCUUACCGCCGUCCAAGACCAACAGAAUCAAAUCCUGACAGCACUCUUGCCUCUCCAACCUCUUCUGCAAGCUGUGCCCGUUCACAUCGACUUUGCGCGCAGCAGUAUUAACGAAGCAAUGCUCAAAAUGUCGCUAGAGUCCAGCCAUAGAUCCCCAUCACAGAUUGGUCCACACACAACGCGUAAACGUUCCUUUGCUUCCAGUAUUGCGCCGCCUACUUCGCCGCCACUCGCUGCUCGAAAGAAACAACGGUUAGAUCCAGAAUUCAAGCACCCAGACACACUGACGAGUCCUGCAACCCUCCAACCCAAUACCCUCUCUCGUCAUCCAACUCGUAGUCCUGCACGAACAACUCUUCUCGUUCGUAACCCGUCUCUCUCUACCAUUUUUCGUGAAGCCAAUAUACCCCGGCGUCCCCUGAGCGAUCUCGUAUUCUCAGUAAACAACAGUGCUGUCCAGACUGCUCGUUCCAAAUCGCCAACCCAUGUGCAUCUACUACAAGCCAGCCUUGCUACAAAUACACCUAUGACUCCACCCUCUUCAUUCGAGAACACCAAACGGCUUGAUAUCCAACCACCACCACCAGUUCGUCAUGUUGCGCCUACAUCUUCGCCAUCCAAUGAUCGCCCUGGCUCACUUGCUGCUUCAACUAAUGCUUUGCCUAUCCCAUACAAACAGACCACCAAUUCCGCUGCUCCUGCUGCACUCAAAGUGACCAUGGUGCGAGGUAGACGUUCUCCAUUUAGAGAUGGUCGACGGUUUAUACCAUUAGACGAUGACGACUCUGGUUCAGACGACUAA
Molecule: messenger RNA, 1254 nt
Organism: Mycena indigotica
Lineage: Eukaryota; Fungi; Basidiomycota; Agaricomycetes; Agaricales; Mycenaceae
Exons: 4
Coding region: 1-1254 (417 amino acids)
Source: RefSeq, a predicted model, not a curated record